This is a messenger RNA of Oncorhynchus mykiss (rainbow trout), 3477 nucleotides long. Its product is annotated as protein ZNF365. The record is from RefSeq and is a predicted model, not a curated record. Lineage: Eukaryota; Metazoa; Chordata; Actinopteri; Salmoniformes; Salmonidae. Gene Ontology annotation, biological process: telomere maintenance; regulation of DNA strand resection involved in replication fork processing; regulation of double-strand break repair via homologous recombination.
CGGUAGACUCCUCCUCACCACUGUCUGAGAUGCACAUUAUGGAGUUCAAUGAAAAAAAUACGAUUUUAACGGCCUCACAGUUAAUAACAUAUAAUUUCUUAUUAAUUUAGUUUGAAAUUAUGACUAUUUUAAAUUCCAUUCAAAAAUGUAUUUGACGGCGAAUAAUAUUUAUGCCAUCAUGUGCAACGCUGAUUACCAUGCCCAAUGAAUACACUGUUCUGGUUCGAAUUGGUACCCAGGAAACGCGAUAUUGUAGCUAUUUUACUGAAUUAGCAACAUUCCAUUGAUAUUUGGUUGCUCAUCGUCACUAGCUUAUACAUAACCAUUCCCAGGUAGGCCUACAGUAGGGGAGGCUGUGUUCAUUGCUCUCAGCUGACUAAACAUUUUCACAACCCUACGCAGGAAAUUUGUGUGGGGAAUUCUUGCUAUUUUGCAUGACAUCAUCAUGCAAAUACAGCUUCCAGGUUGUAGGUGAAAUGCAGGCGAAGGUAUGCGCCAGGAGGACCUCUCUCAUCACUGAGAAUGGGCAGGCUUGUGGGGCAUCUGCGGACUCCCAGCUCCCAUUUAGGUGCCCUCGGUGUGGAGAGCGUGAGAGGUUCAAUAGCCUGGCCUCCUUGAGAGACCACCUGGAAUACAGCCACAGCUACUACCACACCAUGCACGAGCUGAGCCUCCCGACCCGCAGGGGGCACUCUCACCCAGAGAGAGUCCUGCAUGUGCGCUCCCUGAGUGACACACGAGAGGUCACUAGCUGCAUAGAGAGGUGUCGUACGCAUAGUGUGGGGACGCAGGCAGCGGAGGAGAUACAAACUGAAGAAGAGGCCCGUAAAGAUGAUUUAAAAUUCCACAAGUCCAGCCCUGGGACAGAUCAUAUCCCAUUUCCAUUUGACAACCCUCCAGACCCAGGCAGCAAGCCUGAGGCGGUGUCCCCAGAGUGGAGUGUCUGUGCUGGGGAGGUGUCGGUCAGGCGCAGGCUUGCCAAGGUCCUGCUGGCAGCAGACAGCACCAUGCAGAGGAGGCUGCACAGGGUCAGCACAGAGCUGGCCCAGACGGACACAGAGCUGCUGUGUGAGCGUGCCCACUCCCAGCACCUGGCCCAGGAGAGGCAGGAGGUUCAGGAGCGGGAGAGGGCGCUGAGCCACCAGGUGGACAUGGCCGUGAUGGUGAUCGCCACACUAAAGGAGCAGCUGAACGAGUCAGAGUACGAGCUGGAGAGGAGAGAACAAGAAGUCAUCACCAUUCAGAAUUUUCUGGAGGCUGCAGCCCAGCAUGAGAUAUGUGGUAAAGUUCGGAUCCAACGUUUCAUUGAGAACCUGCUCAAACGCAUCGCCUUGGCUGAGAGGCUACUGGAGUACUAUCAGAGCUCACCCAGUCCACCAACCUACACCGAUUACAUGCACCAGACAGCUGAAAAUGGACCUCAUAGAAUAACCAAAAGCAGGUCAGCAGGUUAUCAGCUGUCACAGUCCUGUCCCCAGGAGGGUAGAACGCACCCCUCCCAGUUAGGACGGGCGUUCCCCAAAGGCCCUAAUGAGAGAGUGGGUAACUCUGGCUACUUCAGACCUGACCGCAGGGAUGAAGCCUGGACCCAGCGCCGCAGAUCAGCUGGAUUUGAGGACUAGGUAACCUGACCAGGGCCCGACAAAUGAAUGUAUAUAUGAUAAGUAUUUACUGAAUGUAUAGAUAAUACUGAGCAGGGGAUGCUUUGGCCAUGUGUACGCUAGUUUUUGCUCCAUUCUGUCCUAGAGGUUGCUACUGUCCUAGUUUCAAUUUUGGAAGUACUGUAGUAACUUGAUGGAUAGGUAUUUCUGACCCUCAUUGGUGUUUUAAUUACUAUUAAAUCAUAUUAUUGAUGGGUGUAGAUCUAAUAAAAUACAGAAUUGUAUACAAAAAAAACUAGAUGGUGGAAUUGUUAAAUGCCCACUCCAGUAGAAAUCCACUUUUGAGGUGAAAGAUGGCCAGAGCUUACCCAAGAUGUUGCACAACAAGUUAAGUCAAUAAGUCAUCAUAUUAGUCAAAGUACAAUAUAUUUGGGCUUUAAGUGACACAUCCAAACGUCCCACUUCUUGCAAAUCUUUGUGAAUGUGGUAUCUCUUCCUGUGAUAUGACAUACAAAUUAUUUUCAGCCUAUGUUUCAGGGCUGGGUUUUAUUUGAAUGUUACCACCCACUAGCAUGGCAUUGUUUAGAGCUUUGGCCAGAACCAAAAGGUCGCUGGUUCGAAUACCCGAGCCGGCCAGGUGAAAAACCUGCCUGUGCCCUUGAACAAGGCACUUAACCCUAAUUUGCUCCAGGGGCACCGUACUACUAUGACUGACCCUGUAAAACAACACAUUUCACUGCACAUUUCACUUUUUAGCUAGUCUGCAUUUAAAAUUGGACCAUUUUAUAAAUGGUAUAAUUGCGUGAUAUAAUAGCAUAAUAAACCACAAUUACUAUCCAGAUAAUGAAAAGGCACCCGCAAAAUAAAAUUAAAGGAAUUUAUAGUUUCAUGUCAUUGUAGCCUAUCACUUCACUUUAUGAGCAUGGGCUGACAUGGCUUUGCUGUACUGAAGCCUGCUAGCAGCCUAAAGUUCCUACUAAAGGUUGCACCGUGUCUAUUACAAUGUAGAAAAACGCAUAUCGGCUAUCUUUCUAUAUUUAUACAUAUUAGCAGUGCUUCGUCUUAUUCUUUCUAACUAUUUCUAUCGCGGAUUCGCGGACGCAAAUUAUGGAAGAUGCCAAAACUUUGGAGAUAACAAUAGAUGGUGAAGUCAAAAAUAGGCCAGUGGUUUCCGUCUAUGGCAAAGUUUUCCAUAAAUCAUUGCUUAUGACAAAUCCAGGUCCAGAACCAGCCAUAGAGCCAGCUGGCUAAUCUUUUGAAUAGUUUAAAAAAUAGUUAAUAGUUUAAAAAAAGUCUAUAAAUAUUUUGUCAUUCUUUGGAGGAACCUAAUAUGUAUUUCCUUUCUAGGACAGGGGAUUACGUCGAUAUAGUGGCGGCAACUUCCUUUGGGGGGAGGGGGGGGGGGGGUCCUUUAAACUCAAGGUCAAAUGCAGACAUUUAUCUCAAUAUCAAAUCAUCUAUCAGUAACGAUUAAGUAUGUCAAUGUGACUGUUUUCAAUUAAAAUGGUAAAAAAAACUAACAAAUUGCUUCUGAGCAAAAAGCCAUUUUAUAAGUAAGACUUUUGCUAAAACUGUCUGGUCUGAGUGAAGGACCUAAUGGGAUAAUGGGAGAAGCCGAAUGGAAGGGAUAUGUAACCUGAAAACUAGAUGUUAUUGUCAGAGAGGUUUGAAACGCUUUGUUAUCGGUCUAUUAACUUAUACCGCCUGGUAGGCCAAACUCCACCCAUGCAAAACGAGCUGAAAGUUCAUGUGACCUUUUCAAACAGCUCUUUCAUAAUUUUCACAGUAUUAUUCCAACCUUGUAGUGUGUGUGUGUGUGUGUGAAAGAUAUACUAACUUCCUCUGGGGGGGGGACUGGCUCUAACCAGAAUGGAAA